Jaculus jaculus (lesser Egyptian jerboa) is the source of this 804-nucleotide messenger RNA. RefSeq names its product noggin-like. Gene Ontology annotation, biological process: negative regulation of cell differentiation; osteoblast differentiation; negative regulation of BMP signaling pathway. The transcript has a single exon. The record is from RefSeq and is a predicted model, not a curated record. The coding region runs from base 1 to 804 and encodes 267 amino acids. Lineage: Eukaryota; Metazoa; Chordata; Mammalia; Rodentia; Dipodidae.
AUGGCCCGAGCCCCACUGUGUCCGCGUGGCCACUUCCUCCCCUUGCUCCUGCUGUUCAUGUCGACCUCGGCCUUGAACCCAGUACCAGAUGCAGAGGACGCGCCCAACGCCUCCUGGGCACGGCUCCCAGAGCCCUGGACUCCACAGGAUGAAGAUUUGUGGCUGAUCCGCAGCCGGCCCGCGGGACCUCCCAGGCCCUAUGGCUUGUCGCGGGAGUCCGAUAACUACCAGUACGCGCCCCCCGCGGAACACGUGCGCCCGGAGCGCCUGCUGCGCCUGCUGGGCGCCUCCUACGACCCCUUCUGGAUGGCAGCGGAGGAACCGCGCGGCGAGGGGACCGGACCCGGGCCAGGACAGCUGGGCACCCUCAGCCGCGAGCUGGCUGACCGCGUGGAGCGCUACCGUGGCCAACUGAUGCGGGAGGUCGCGGCGCUGCCGCUACCCGCGCUGCCCGCGGGGGAACGCAUCGCGAGCGGCGGGGCCUGGGGGCUGCGGGAUGCGGCGCGCGCUCUCCGCCGCUGGCUGGUGGAGCUCGCCUCCUGCGGCCUCACUUCGGCCUGGGUGGACCUGGGCCCAGUGUUCUGGCCCCGGUGGGUACGCCACACCGACUGUGACACGUCGCCACGCAGCUGCUCUUGGCCGCCGGGCAUGACCUGUCGGCCGGCACAGACAACGCACAUCCAACUGCUAGCCUGGCACUGCUGGUUGCGUCCCGGGUUACCGCCGGGCCCUGAGCCCCAGCAAUGCGCCUGGCGCCGGGUGCUCUACCCCGUGGUGGCGGCCUGCAAGUGUUCCUGCCAUUGA